Molecule: messenger RNA, 2128 nt
Organism: Xiphophorus couchianus (Monterrey platyfish)
Lineage: Eukaryota; Metazoa; Chordata; Actinopteri; Cyprinodontiformes; Poeciliidae
Gene: coxfa4l3
Product: cytochrome c oxidase associated subunit FA4L3
Exons: 5
Coding region: 734-991 (85 amino acids)
Cellular component (GO): respiratory chain complex IV
Source: RefSeq, a predicted model, not a curated record
AUAUACUUUCCAUUUACCUCAUAAAUCCUCUCUCAGCCCUACAUUUCCUUUAGAAAACCAAAUGGUCCAUCCAGAUUAUGACAACUGUGAUGCCUUAGUAAAUUUAUUUAUAAUGAAAAUAAGUUACAUUAAUAAGUUGGAAAAUAAGUUCAUGGGUAGCAAAUAGUAUCAUUAAAUUCAUGCUAUGAAAGGUUAAAAUGUUUUGGGUACGUCUGGGUGUUUUGAUCUAAAUAAUACCAUAAUUUUCAAAGUGGGUAUUUGUAUUAGAUCAAUGCUGUUGUGAUGAGCGUCAUACUUUUGUUUGGUUUCUCUUCUAUGUGUUUAGUAAAUUACUUGAAUUUCCUCAAGAAAUGCAAGAAUUGUAAUGGCAAAUAUCAAUACAUUUUCAAUUUGAGAAUACGUUUUCAUACAUUUGUACUGUUUGCACUCAAAAAGUUUGUUUUCUUCUGAAUACAAUCGGUUUAAGCGGUAUCAGCGAUAACCUAUAUAUUAUUUACUUUGUAUCGGAUUUGGUCAAAUUGUAUUUCUAGAAAUAUGACCGAGUGAGCGCUGUUGUCAGCAAACUGUCUUUGAAAUGUUCUCCGGUAACCUUGACAACGAGAAUUUAGGCAGUUAGGAGAAAGUAAACGCUCACGAGUUCUUCUGAAAGCUUUGUAUUUUGGAAAACUUUCUUCUAGUAAGUAUUUACCUGUUUGGGUGACCCUCACGCAGGUGUUUUGAGUAUUUUGACAAAAUGUCCGGAUUCUUCCAGUUGUUGAUGAAGAAGAAGGAGUUGAUUCCUAUUGUGGGAUUCAUGGCUUUUGCUGCUACAGGAUCAUCAUCAGUUGCCAUCUAUUUUCUGUUCCACAAGAAUGAUGUGAUUUUGAACAGGACUUCAAAUCCAGAACCUUGGGAACGAGUGGACCCAUCAAAACCUCAAAAGUUUGUCACCAUCAAUCAGAAGUGGGAACCAGUGGAGACUCUGGAAAUGGUGAAGUCCAUGACCAAAUAAGAAAGGGGAGCAAGCAUGAUUUCUGAAGUUGUUUUUUGUUAUUUUUGCCUGACCACAGCUUGAGAGCUGAUUAUUAUUAUUAUUAUUUUUACUUUAACUGUUAAUUUUACUGUCAGAUGCCUCAAAUAUAAUAAAAUAUGUGUUGCUGUCUGAAUAUAAAAAGAUAUAACCCCCGACUAUUGCGCAGUAUAUUUUCAAUAAAGCCGAGCUUUUAUGUGGCUUAGAGGAGAAGAUGGUUUCUGUCUUCAUAUAAUUCUCUCAUGACUAAAGCUAAAGUUACAACUCUGGUCAGAAGUUUCUAUAUACGUUAGUCAUCAUAAUCCAGAGUAUAGUUUGUUCUUUGGUUUUUCCGUUUAAACACAAAACCUGGGGGGAAAUUGCAUUGUUGUUUUGUUUUGUUUUUCCAUUCUUCGUGUUUGUAUCCAUGAGGAGUUUGCAAUAAACCUGAAGGAUUUUAAUACACAAGCUGGUGGUGCCCUGUCCCAGAGGUGUGGGACCUCCUGGAGUCGGGAACUCCGUGUUGGUUCACAGGGUGGUCAUGGAGGUAGGAGCAUUUUUAUUUUUACUGAUUCAUUUUUUCAAGUCAGCGAUUGGGACACGUUUUCCAGUCACUGACUUAAAAAAAUAUAUAUUAAAUGAUUGUGCUGGUUAGACAUCGUUGUUAUUUUAGUAGUCAAAUGGGUUUCAAGAGAUGUGAAACAAAUAUCCUGUAUUUCAUGACAAAAGAAAUGACUAACUUCUUGUGUUCAAAAAUAAUUAUUCCUGAGUGAGUCUUUAAAAAUCACAAGAGAUCUGUACAGAUAUAUUUGAGUUUCUUUCAUGUUUUUUGAAAGUAACUCAAGAAGUUAUUCUUUAAGUAUUUAAUUUUCUCAUUACAUCGCUUCAUCCUGAUGUGUCAAAAUCUAGUUUGAAAACUCUACUUUCUAUAUUCGUUGUAUCUGAUUUAAGAGAUUAUAGUUUAAAUUGUUACUUGAAAUGAAAACAAUAGAAAGGUGAAGUCUACUAAUGAACUUAGCCGGUGUGAUUUUCAUAUGUCUGCUAAUGUUCACUUACCGGUGUAUCCCUGAGUAACAGCAGUGUUCUCCUAUGCCAGGCUAUAAACAAAUCAGUUUUAAAAUAAAUGUUAUUUUUAUGUAA